Molecule: messenger RNA, 1547 nt
Organism: Eruca vesicaria subsp. sativa (arugula)
Lineage: Eukaryota; Viridiplantae; Streptophyta; Magnoliopsida; Brassicales; Brassicaceae
Source: the annotation of a GenBank genome assembly
AAGACAAGUCAGACAUGAGGAUAGGUCAUAGGUUAGAUCCAAAGUAGUUGAACGUUGAACAUCCUUUUAAUUCACGUUGAAUUAUUACAACAAAAAAAAACAAUAUCAAAAAGGGAAAAAAAAAAAAGAGAAAGGAUUUUGAAAGCGAAAAGAGAAAAAAAACGGCAAUGGAUCCAAAAGAUUCUCGCUUCUCGACUCAAAUCUCUCAUUUGGCUCUCGACAUCGGAGGGACUUUGAUAAAGGUUGUAUAUUUUUCGCCAAACGGAGACAAUUGCGAAGACGGAAGCAUCGUCGUUGGUAAUGGUUGCUCCGUCGUGAAAGGGAGGCUUUGUUUCGCCAAGUUUGAGACCAGAAAGAUUGAUGAUUGUAUUGAGUUUAUCCGAUUCAAUAUCCUUCAACAUUCCGGUGUUCAGCAUCCGAAUGGCACAGCACGCGAUAAAUUUUCUGUUAAGGCCACAGGUGGUGGAGCAUUUAAGUUUGCUGAACUAUUUAAGGAUAAACUUGGAAUUGUUUUUGAUAAGGAAGAUGAGAUGCAUUCUCUUGUUUGUGGUGUCAACUUUCUCUUGAAGACAGUGCCAAGGGAAGCUUUUACCUAUUUGGAUGGCCAAAAGGAAUUUGUACAGAUCGACCAUAAUGAUUUGUAUCCAUAUCUCCUUGUUAAUAUCGGCUCGGGCGUUAGCAUGAUCAAGGUCGAUGGAGAUGGAAAGUAUGAGCGAAUAAGUGGAACAAGCCUUGGUGGAGGCACAUUUCUAGGUCUUGGAAAGCUUUUAACAAAAUGCAAGAGUUUUGAUGAGCUGCUUGAGUUAAGUCACCAGGGAAAUAACAGAGUAAUUGAUAUGCUUGUUGGUGAUAUCUACGGUGGAACAGAUUACUCAAAGAUUGGUCUGUCCUCAACAGCCAUCGCUUCCAGCUUCGGGAAAGCGAUUUCUGACGGCAAAGAACUUGAAGAGUACCAGCCAGAAGAUGUAGCAAGAUCCCUUCUACGAAUGAUAUCUAACAACAUCGGUCAGAUUGCUUACUUGAAUGCUCUAAGAUUCGGCCUUAAGCGUAUUUUCUUUGGUGGGUUUUUCAUCCGUGGGCUCGAGUACACCAUGGACACAAUAUCUGUUGCUGUUCAUUUCUGGUCGAGAGGUGAAGCAAAAGCAAUGUUCUUAAGACAUGAAGGGUUUCUUGGAGCCUUAGGCGCAUUCACGAGCUACAAAGAUCAGAGCCAUAGUAACGACUUGAAACCUCAUCAUCAUACUAUGCAAAGAGCAGUUCUUAAGUGUUCAGGUGAUGAUAACUUUCGACACACUCCAGUAACUGGUAAUCUAAAUGAUGGUGAAGCCAUUGAAUGUAGCAUCAGUCUAGUUUAGUCUCUUGGUGCCAGUGAUCACCAUUUGUAUUUUUACGAAAUCUGUGUAGAAAAAGGAAGUCUUUUAAAGUUAUUCGUUUGGGGUCAAGAUGUAAUAGUCUCAAUUUGUUGUUCCAAGACUGUUCCUUUAUGUAAAGAUGAUAUAUAUAUCCAAGGUAACCAGUAACUGAACCGGAAAACUAAUUCAAAAAUC